Messenger RNA from Paramisgurnus dabryanus, 918 nucleotides. Lineage: Eukaryota; Metazoa; Chordata; Actinopteri; Cypriniformes; Cobitidae. The record is from RefSeq and is a predicted model, not a curated record.
AUGCCGUUUGGUUUCCGCCAUUGGGCUAACGGAUGGAUGAGCUGCAAGUCUCUUUCUGUCUCUGGAUCUUCAGAAUUACCCAGAAUCGAUGUCAGUACUCUUCUCUCUUAUGAUGAUGUUGACAAAUCUCUUAAUAAACUCAGAGACAAACUGCAGAGUUUCUGUAGAGAGGAAAUCAAAAUGAUAUCUAGUACAGUGAUAAAAUGUCAAAUCGUUUCCAGUCCACUAGAUGAAAACCGAGAGGAUUUUCUCAGAUAUUUCCGUCACUUCACUCUGGAUCUAAACACAGUAAAUAAAAACUUUCGUCUGUCUGAAGGGAACAGAGCGAUUACAGACACGGACACCACCUAUAAAUACCCCGAACAUCCCGACAGAUUUCAUGGUUGGAAGCAAGUGUUGUGUAAAGAGAGCGUGAGCGAUCACGGUUACUGUGAAGUUGAACUGACUCGGGGUAAUGCCGUGUCUAUAUCAGUGUCAUAUAAGAGCAUCGGUCGAAAGGGAAUGGGUGAUGAAUGCAGAUUUGGAUAUAAUGAUCAGUCCUGGAGAUUAUUCUGCUCUCCUUCCAGAUUCUCAUUCUGUCAUAAUAAAAAAGUCACAGAUCUUCCAGUAAUAAGCAACUGUUGUAAAAUAGGAGUGGAUGUAGAUCACAGCGCAGGCAUUUUGUCUUUCUACAAUGUUUCUGAUACAAUGACACUCAUUCACAGAGUCCAAACUACAUUCACUAAACCUCUCUAUCUAGGGCUUGGAUUAAGCAUGAACUCAACGGUUAAACUGGCAUCUUUAACAAUUUAAAAGAUAUAGAGAUCAUGUAAAUAAUGUUGGCAUUAAAUGUAAUGUAAAUGCAAUAUGAUGUGAUAAGUCUUUAUCAUAUUUACAAAUAUGUCACAACUUCAGUGUUACACACACUUCUUAACAUUU